AUGGUUGAAGCAAGAAAGUUAGAGCCUCGUGAUUUUCAAUUUGUCGAAAUUUUAGGGAGAGGAGCUUAUGGACGUGUUGCUAAAGCAGUCAGAAAAGAAACUGGGGAGACAUUUGCAGUGAAAAUUAUAGAAAAGGCUCAUUUAAAAAAAGAAAAUAAAGCGAGACAAGCUUUGAUUGAGAGAAACAUAUUAGCAAAACUCAGAGACCAUCCAGGAACAGUCAGACUUCACCAUACUUUUCAAGACCCAGAGAAUCUGUAUUUUGUAUUGGAAUACUGCCCAAAUGGCGAUUUGAUGGAUUUGAUGAAUAGUUUUGAAGGGCGAUUUCCAUUAGAGUUAGCGAGAUUUUAUUCGGCAGAACUUACCGUUAUAUUAGAUUUACUUCAUCAAAGAGGAAUAAUCCACAGAGACCUGAAGCCAGAAAAUCUCCUACUUUCUCAAGAUUUUCAUCUAAAACUUACUACCCCUGAUUAGAAAGCAUUUAUUUUUGCUUGCUAAGAUUUAAAGAAAUAUAUUCGAUUUGCAAAUAUUUGAAAUAAAAAAAAUUUUUCAAAUUUAAUAGAAUUAGCUGGAGAUCUCAUUAUCAUAAUUAUUAAUUAUUAGGGAGUUAAUUUUCUGAAAAAGUAGGGAUUUUCUAAUGGCUCGUUCGUUAACAUUUGGGAGUUAGUGAUUUUGGCACUGGGAAAGAAAUCAAUCCAGACCCAGAUGGGACAGAAAUCAAUCGCGAAAGAAGAGGCACCUUCGUAGGAACUGCAGAAUAUGUGUCUCCUGAAGUUCUUCUAGAUCAAGAAGUCGGAAGAGAAGCUGAUCUUUGGGCUUUAGGAUGCAUCAUAUAUCAAUUGGUAAACGGCAGACCUCCAUUCCAAGCAAUGAACGAUUAUUUAAUAUUUGAACAAAUAAAGGAAAACAGGGUAAAUUAUCCAGACACUAUGCCCUAUGAUGCAGCUGACUUAGUCAAUAAACUGCUAGUAUUAGACCCAAAAGGUAGACUUGGGGCUGGAAAUCCUGGGGAGGCUAAUGAUAUGGACGCUUUGAAAAGUCACCCAUUUAUCAACUCUAUCGAUAUAGCCAAUAUAUUCACAACUCCUAUCCCAUGUGAUAAUAUGCCUGAUAAAGCUAGAGAUUCUUCAGAUGACGAGCUAGAAGUUCAGCUAUUAAAUAGAGAAAAUAAAGAUCGUGGGGUUGUCAUGACUGGACUAGUCAAGAAAAAAGCUGGCUGGAUUUAUAAGAAAAGGCAACUUAACGAUGACCCCCCCUCAAUCUUCAUGUCUACUGCAACAAAAAUUUUUCGAAAAAAUUUUCAUGCCUACUGCAACACAACAUUUUUAUAAAAAAAAAUUAAUGCAUUUUUCUCUAGAAGAGUUUCUCAAAAACCCCAUAAAACAGCGCUGCUGUAGGCGUGUCAAUGACCUUCUCAUCGAGAUUUGGACGGCUAUUGUCAUUGCUCGCCAUUUUAUUAAACUUAUCUAGCUAAAAAGUAUAGAAAAAUUUAAGAUGCGCAUCUAAAAUUUGCUGCAAGAGGAUUAUUACAGAGAGGCGCUAGCCAUAUUGGUGACACAGUCACCAAAGACCUCCCGUACAGAUAGUUCUACCGCUUUUCGAUUCCAGCCCAGAGGGUCUAUUCCUCUUACGAGUGCCCUUCCGGUACCUUCUGUCUCCUCCUUGCCUUGCGGCUUCAGUCUUGAGUGGGCGGCUUAUGGAUUUCUGCGUCCCUGCUACGGGCAAUUGGAGUAGCUUGAUUCCAAGGAUCAGCUCCUUAGAGUCUAUCGGGUGUCAAAGUACCUUCCUUCUACAGCUACACGAAAAAGACUGUUCCCCUGUGGCCUGGGCAAAAACCCCAGUUUCUCGGUAGAGGAAUGCCCAUGGGUCCUCGGAUCAAAAGGACGUUGUUGAGCUAAUCUAUUUCAACCACAGGAAAGCAGCCAAAACCUGCCCGGAUAUACACUUCUUGAGUCUGCGUCUGAUUCUCGGUUCGGGGUCCGUCCCAGUUCGCAUUAGCCAUAAGGUCUGGAAAGCUGCGCCAAGAGGGCAGGCUGACACGUGUCGCCAUUUUAAUAUAUAUAUAAUUUGUUGCAAGAGACAUGAAAAUUAUUAUUUUUUUUAUAUAAAAUUUUAUAUUAAAAAAUUGCAUUUUUGUUGCAAUAGACAUGAAGAUUGAGGGGGGGGUCAUCGUUACUAUCACAAAUCAACCGAGAAUUCUUUAUAGUGAUAUAGACAACAAUUAUAAAGGAGACGUCCCACUUUCAGCCGAUGUUAGAGCAGAAAUAAGAGGCGAUAAAGAUUUUGUAAUCAUUACACCCAGCAGAACUUAUUUUUUCAAAGAAAUCAUUGGAGACCCUCAGAAAUGGGUAGACGCUGUAAACAAGUUUAUUAGAGAGCAUUUCGGCAGGCAUUAA
Blepharisma stoltei is the source of this 2396-nucleotide messenger RNA. The record is from the annotation of a GenBank genome assembly. NCBI's taxonomy places the organism in Eukaryota, Ciliophora, Heterotrichea, Heterotrichida, Blepharismidae.